AUGACAUCACGGCUUCCUCUUUCCACUCACAUCUGGAUUCAGCCCGACCUGCACUCUAGCCUGAUACCCGUCAAGAUGAAGGGCUGUCUGGAGAGUUCCAAAUGCAACAAAACGGAGAACGUGAACUUCCUUGCGUCUGGAAACACCACCGCCUACGCCAUGACCAAGACCUGCUGCAGCACAGACCUGUGCAACAGCGCCCCCGCAGGGCUCCCUGGGGCUCUGCAGCUGGCCCUGGCCUCUGUCGCCGCAGUGUUCGCCGCUCACGCUCUGGUCUAA
This is a messenger RNA of Knipowitschia caucasica, 279 nucleotides long. NCBI's taxonomy places the organism in Eukaryota, Metazoa, Chordata, Actinopteri, Gobiiformes, Gobiidae. The record is from the annotation of a GenBank genome assembly.